AUGGGGGGGAGGGACCGACACAUAAAAGGGGAAAAAGCCAUAUACUCACACAACACAAAUCACAAAUUCACCAUCUCGCUCAUCUUCAUUCUUUACGCCACGAACCUAACGCCGACAGCAACAUUUGCUCCCAUCAUUUUCUCUCCAAUCGUCGACGGCGAUCUUCAUUUAACCUCGUCGGUCGUUGUUUUUCCACACUGCAGUGUUGGAGCAGAGAUGGUUAUUCCUCCACCAGUGAAGCCCGAAAGAUUGACGAAAUUUCUCAAACCUUAUGUCCUGAAAAUGCACUUCACAAAUAAGUACGUGAGUGCUCAAGUAAUCCACACGCCAACUGCAACGGUGGCCUCUGCUGCAAGCACUCAAGAGAAGGCCCUGAGGUUGAGCAUGGAGAAGGCAAAAGAAAAUACCCGUGAUGUUGCAGCUGCUGCAAAAAUUGGCAAGAUACUUGGGGAGCGACUAAUGCUUCAGAGCAUACCUGCGGUUUCAGUUGCAUUGAAGAGAGAACAAAAGUAUCACGGUAAGGUGAAGGCAGUGAUUGAUUCUUUAAGGGAGGCAGGGGUCAAUUUUUUAUGA
Fraxinus pennsylvanica is the source of this 573-nucleotide messenger RNA. The record is from the annotation of a GenBank genome assembly. NCBI's taxonomy places the organism in Eukaryota, Viridiplantae, Streptophyta, Magnoliopsida, Lamiales, Oleaceae.